This is a messenger RNA of Ustilaginoidea virens, 978 nucleotides long. RefSeq lists its product as uncharacterized. Bases 1 to 978 code for a protein of 325 amino acids. NCBI's taxonomy places the organism in Eukaryota, Fungi, Ascomycota, Sordariomycetes, Hypocreales, Clavicipitaceae. The record is from RefSeq and is a predicted model, not a curated record. Gene Ontology annotation, molecular function: arginase activity; manganese ion binding. The transcript has 3 exons. Gene Ontology annotation, cellular component: nucleus; cytosol; cytoplasm.
AUGAAUACCGACAUCAUUCAGAGCCGCUUCCUGUCCAACCCGCAAGACCUCGGUGUUGUUGCAGUUGGUUUCUCAAAGGGCCAACCCAAGGCUGGUGUCGAUGCCGGCCCCGAAGCUCUCAUCGCGUCCGGGCUUCUUACCCAAAUCCAGAGCGAACUUGGCUACAAGCUCCAUGGCGACGCCAAAGUCCAAAAAUACGAGGAGCUGAUGCCCGCCUCGGAUCCUGACCAUCGUGGCAUGAAGAAUCCCGGCACUGUUUCGGCCGUCAACCGCCAGAUCUCGCGACAGGUUUACGAGCACGCCAGGGAGGGUCGACUCGUCCUGACUCUUGGUGGUGACCACAGUGUUGCCAUUGGCACUGUCACUGGUAGUGCCAAGGCUGUUCGCGAGCGUCUAAACCGUGAAAUCGCUCUAAUCUGGGUCGAUGCCCAUGCCGAUAUAAACACCCCCGAGGGCAGCGAUAGCGGCAAUAUUCAUGGCAUGCCCGUUGCAUUUGCGUCUGGCAUUGCAAAGAGCGACAAGGAAGAAUACUUUGGCUGGAUCAAGGACGACAUGUUGCUCAAUGUGAAGAAGCUCGUCUACAUUGGUCUUCGCGAUGUCGACAAAGCCGAGAAGAAAAUCCUUCGUGACAAGGGCAUCAAGGCGUUUAGCAUGUUUGAUGUUGAUCGCUAUGGCAUUGGCCGUGUCGUCGAAAUGGCUCUCGCUUAUAUUGGCGCCGAUACUCCGAUCCACUUAUCCUUCGAUGUCGAUGCCCUUGAUCCCAUGUGGGCUCCUAGCACCGGCACUCCUGUCCGUGGCGGUCUGACCCUUCGCGAGGGCGACUACAUUUGCGAAGCUGUGCACCAGACUGGCAGCCUUGUAGCCAUUGAUCUUGUUGAGGUUAAUCCCAGCUUGGCUACAACUGAGGCUGGUGCUCAGGAGACAGUGAGAGCUGGCUGCUCACUUGUACGUUGCGCUUUGGGUGAGACAUUGUUGUAA